Messenger RNA from Bursaphelenchus okinawaensis, 4191 nucleotides. NCBI's taxonomy places the organism in Eukaryota, Metazoa, Nematoda, Chromadorea, Rhabditida, Aphelenchoididae. The record is from the annotation of a GenBank genome assembly.
AUGUGGCACGUCGCCGCGCUCCUACUCGGCCUGCUGAGCUCUACCCGCGCCGUCUCAGCACAGGCCUAUUACUCAGGUGGGUACCAAAUUUUAAUUUAUGACUCGAUUUAAAUUUUUGGGUCUGCUUUAAAUUUUUCAUACUUUUUUGGCUUUUGAACGAUUGUAAACGAAGUGAGACUGUUAAGCUCUUUGUCCUUUGGGAAUUUGAUUAAAAUUUUAGUGACUUUUGAAGGUUGUUGUGCAUCACGCAGUAAAUCAAUCAAAACGUCAUCAAUAAACAGCGUUUUUGUUUUUUUAAUUUAAAAAUAAAAAACCUACUUUUAUUUUUUUUUGUAUUUUAGAAAAAAAGUCAUGUUAUUUUUCAAUUAAAAGUACAUUUAAAGUUCAGAACUACUAAUUCUGUUACUUAAAACUUAAAAUAAAAACUUUUGAGUCAUCAAGAGGCAGUAAAAGCUAUUAGAACCUCAAAUUUAAAACAAAUUUGAAAAUUUUUAAACUUGUUUUUUAAUAAGAAUAUUUUCUAGAGGGUGGUCCCAGCCCGCAACAAGAAGCUCAAAACUCGUUAGAACGCAUCGUUGGUCAACUUCAGGCGCUACGAGAAGCCGAACAAGUUGCACAGUCGUAUGAUCAACAAAUCCCGGUCGGAUUGUCUGAGGAAGGUAAGAUUUAAAGUUUCACAAUUUUUUUAAAAUAUUUUUUAGCAAAUUUAACGCAUAAUUUAAAAACUUUUUCAUAAUUUUUCAAAAAUUAUGUGAAUUUUUGCUCAAAAAUUGACGUUUAAUUUAUGGAAAACGACGUGUAAACUUGUAAUUAACACUUUUUUAUCAUCAAGUAUUAUUAAACUAAAAGUUUGUCAUCAAAUUUCGAUACACCACAGUUUGGGGUUUUAACAUUCUUCGAGUAACAUAAAACCUCUUAUCAGUCUGCGUCAUUACCUGCUCUUUAUUGACGUUUUUUGUCCAAUUCGUCGAAAUAUAAAUAUUUUAUGAACCUCGGAGAAUGUGCAAACAGUAAUGUUUUCGUUUGCACAGAUGGAAGCGGAUUGAAUUUAUGUAAAACAUUAAGACAAGGUUAAGAAAAGUUUUAAGAAAACACAAAGAAAUCAAAUUUCAGUUUUUUUCUAACUAUAAAAGUUACUAGAACUUGGUUCUUCACUGAACUUUUUAAAAUUACCAAAUACAAACGUUUCAGCCGAGUACCAAGACAACGCUGAACCUCUGCGCCGUCUUUCUCAAUACUUGAACCCUCAACAAUACGAUGAACCCCUCGAUUAUCAACAACUCCAAAACCUCGUCCAAGAAUCGCAGCCCGUUCAAGAGCCGGUCGAAGAAGUCGAACCUCAAAAGGAACAACAAGUAGACCAACAACAAGUAGAACAACAACAAGUAGAACAACAACAAGAUAAACAACUAGAGAAACAAUUGGAACAGCUACCAGAUCAACAAGUACCAGAAGCGGAACAAGGUGAACAAGUAGCCGACCAAGAAGUCCCCGAAGUACCAUCUGCACCAUUGACGGCCCAAAAGAAGGGCCAAUAUGAGUUUGUGGAGUUUGUCGAACCUCACGCCAAAAUUCUGAAGAACCAGCAAGUACUGGACAAAAGAGCACCAGCUAUGGAGCUCCAACGGCCCGGUGGACUGUUUGGUAUCUUUGGCAACUCUAGCAACGUUGUCUUUAUCGGUAAGUUACUUUUAAAUUUUUUUUUGCACAAAUAUAAAACAGGAACUUUUGUUUGACGUAAGCGAUUUUUAGAAAUAUUCGUUUUCCAUUUUAUAUAUAAUGCUAAUAUAUAACACCACAGUACUAUAAUUUGCGUUCCCACCCAGUAAUCAUAAGGGUAAAGAGCAUCGCGAGCAAUCUCUCACAUGAAUAAAGUUUUUUGCGGCCGAAAAUAGAAUUUGCGUUGAGUGGAGAUUAGAUUAGGCCUAAAAAGUUUAAUCAACCACAAUGUUUUUGAAUGAUGUGUGGAGUUUAAAAAGACUGAAUUUAAAAUUUUAAAAACAUUUUAGGAACUUCAUAGGGUUACUUUACGCUGAUGUGUUAACUUUUAAAAUUUAAGACAUGUUUUACAAAAGCCGUUCUUACGUAAUGCCAAUCUUGUUAUUGCGGCUCUAUUACAUUACUUAUUUUGUACGCUCAAAAACCACAUAUGCAUGGCCAAGCCAUAAUUGAAACGAAUGGCGUGCGAAGCGGCCGUAAACAGCAUCGGGUUUCCGGGACUUCGUUCCUAAUGACUAUGUGUAUCACUGUAAAUUAAUUUUGAAAACAUGACUUGUUUAUAUUGGACGUGUGAGUGAUGGUAGAAAAUAUUAUUGUUUAGCGGAACAGAAUCUUUGGGUUCUUGUUUUUAAUAAGGCUUUUGUAAUUAUGUUGGCCUAGUUUAAGACAUUAGGCUCAGAUUUAAGCUUAUAUGACUUUUAAAGCUAAGCCUAUUUUAGGCGCUUAUGGUUUUUUUCAGAUUCGGCUUGCUUUAGGUUUUUAUGGUUCUUAAGCAUAAGAUUACUUUAGGCUUAUAUCAGUAUUAAGAAGGAUAAAUUUAUAAUUUUUUGGAUGCUACGAUUUAGAUUAAUUAAGCCUACAAUUUUUUUUAACACUUUAUCUACCAGAUUAAAUGUCUACAAUAUUAACAUUAAUUUACAUAACGCCCACACACAAGCUAAUUUACAACUAUCUCAAGCACAAUAUUGACAAAGUAAAUUAUUAUACUUUUUUGCUAAUACAUCUCUACUAAUUAGCUUAACUUCACUAAUAAUUGGCUUGGUUUGUAGAAUCUUGUGGUAAUUAACUUCAUUGUCACCAAAACUGCCAUUUCUUUGAAUAGCAUAGUAAUUGCGUUCGCUUUGAAAUUCUUAAGGCCAUUCGGGGAACAGUGAAAAUUAUUCAAAAGCUGGGAAAGUGAAAGUAACAUUUACGUGUAUUCGUUUUAUAUGAGACAUUACAUGUAAAUCAUGGUGUUUACGUUUUGUUAUACCCAUUACCGAACAUUGAAAACAAGUUGGUUUAAACAUUAUAUUAAAAGUUCAAAUUUAAUAAAUGAGCUUUACAAUUCUUACAAAUCUUAAGUAAAUUUAAAAUACUGUAAGUAGCAAAUAAGCCCAAAAAGCACUAAAGUCUAACGGCGUCUAAAAACUAAAUCUGUGUUCUGUUGAUCUAACAAAAUUUAUUUUUUUUUGUAAUUUUUGCGCCUUUUCUUCGAAGAAUUAUAUUGUUUACUUGUUACAAUUUGUAAUACGACAGUUUUUUUGCAAGUUACAGAAAAUCUUCUUAACUUUUUGCAAAAAUUUAGUGUAAAAACAAUAAACAAGUCCUCUAAUACUGUAUACAAUACUAAAAUUAUUGGCAAGAUUUUCAAAAACAAGUCAAACACGUAUUAAUCCUUACUUUAUGAAAAUUUUAAUGCAUCAAGUAACAUAAAACAAUAUCAUUUCCGAAUAUCACAGUCAAUAAAACAAUUUUUGAUAUAUGUUUAAUACCAUAAUGUAAUUUACUGUGGUAUUUGAUGUUGCGUCGCAAAAUAACGUUAUGUUUGAUGACCGUAUUGACCAAUAUUCUCCUCUAUAUUAACAAUAUUGACAAAACCAAUAACAAGAUUAUUGUUUAUGAUGAAACAAAUUUGAUUUUACAUAAUGUUUGAACAACAAACUCAAUAUGAAAUUUCCUAAUUUUUCACGUUUCAGCGGUCGUCACAAUGUGCUGUGUAGCCAGCGUGGUCGGUGUUGUUGGUGGUGCGUACUACUUCAACACGUAAGUUCAUAUUUUGGUACUCAUGCGUUAACGAAUUUGUUUGAAUUUUUAAAAAAAUGUGCAACGAACUUUUUUUAAUAACUCUUCAAUUAAUUUAAAAUCUUUUUCAGUGUCCGAAAGCAACGUGAAGAAGCCUUUGACGACUUCACCCGCUACUCGCCAGCCGGUCCAGGCCGUGACAUGCUUCGCAAGGGCAAAGGCUUUGCCGGCUCUCCAGUUGCCGAAUCCGGAGACGAAUCUUUGGCAUACAAAGCUCAACUUCAUCACUAUCAACAGACCAAACAGAAGAUUAUCGGCGAUGAAGGAUUGAAUGACGAUCAUUCCGACAAGAGUGACGAUGAGAACGAAGACCUUGAAGAGCACAACUUCAGUGUGUAUGAAUGUCCCGGUCUUGCACCGACUGGCGAUAUUGAAGUUCAGAAUCCAAACUUUAGCCAAAAUCCUUGA